This is a messenger RNA of Protopterus annectens (West African lungfish), 3611 nucleotides long. RefSeq names its product relaxin family peptide receptor 1 (gene RXFP1). The transcript has 18 exons. NCBI's taxonomy places the organism in Eukaryota, Metazoa, Chordata, Ceratodontiformes, Protopteridae. Gene Ontology annotation, cellular component: membrane. Bases 344 to 2605 code for a protein of 753 amino acids. Gene Ontology annotation, molecular function: G protein-coupled receptor activity; protein binding. Gene Ontology annotation, biological process: G protein-coupled receptor signaling pathway. The record is from RefSeq and is a predicted model, not a curated record.
CUCUGCCAGUACCAAGCAAUCCGUAUCCAGGUUUAAACUAUGCUCAGCCCUCGGAAACCUAUAUGGUGUUGCUGAAGCAGGUUACUGCGUUGAUACAGUUUGAAGGGACAGUUCGUGUGAGCUCCCACCGUUAACGGAUGAAACUGACUGCUUGCCGGUUCCAAGGCGGGCCGUAUCCUCCUGUCUUGGGUUCUAUACCUCUGAAGGCGGCCUGAAUACUACCAGCUCUGCUUGUCAGCUGGGUGUGCAUUCAAGAAGAAGCAGGUCAGGGACUUUGGCUCGUCUCCAGACAAGUCCACGUUGUUUCAGGGGAUCGGAGAAGCGAGGCAGGCACAGCCGGAGGAUGCUGCUAAUCGCUAGCUGUUGGGUUAUGUGGAUUACUCUUGUUCCAGUAUUUACCAAGAAUAUCUCAUCUGGAAUAUCUUGCCCCCUUGGACAGUUCCCUUGUGGCAACAGCACUGAAUGUUUGCCUCAGUAUUUACAUUGCAAUGGAGUGUUGGACUGCAAAAACCAUGCUGAUGAAGACAACUGUGGGGACAACAAUGGAUGGUCUGCUCUCUUAGAUAAUGCAUUUCUUGGGAAAAAUUCUUCAAACAAUACUGCCCCAACAGAGUGUUUGCUUGACUAUGUUCCCACUCAGUGUUCCUGCAUUGGUCUUUAUCUUCUCUGUGAUGAUAUGAAUCUUCAAAAAGUUCCCAUUGUUUCUCCCAAUGUGACGGAGAUGUCACUCAAGAAUAAUAUGCUAAGAAAACUUGAUGAUGAUGUGUUUAUCAGAUACAACAGCCUUCGGUACCUGUAUCUACAGCACAAUCAUAUUGAAAAUGUGUCUCUACAUGCUUUACGUGGUCUCUUCAGUUUGAAAAGGCUGUACCUCAGUGACAAUAAGAUAUCAUUCCUAAUACCAGGCGUCUUCCAAGAUCUCAUCAACCUACAAUGGCUGGUCGUUUAUAAUAACAGAAUUAAUAAUAUUGCUGCAGAAACUUUUCUUGGAUUGAGGUCACUUGUCUUUGUGGAUUUCCUAAAUAAUACACUGACUCACCUUCCUGAUGAUCAUCUUUGCCAGUUCAUGCCUAAAAUAGACUGGAUGGAUUUUGAAGGGAAUCACAUCCGUGAACUGAAAGAAACUGCUUUCCAGUCCUGCAACUUAACUGUCCUGGUGCUAAGGAGGAAUGAUAUCAGCUUUCUGAACAAAAAUAUAUUUUCCCCUCUCCGCUGGUUAGUGGACUUAGACCUAUCGUUCAAUAAGCUUGAAACCCUUCCUCCAGACAUAUUUAAGAACCUGAUAAAACUUGACCAAUUGAACCUGUCAUAUAAUCCACUCAAGAAAAUACAUGACAACCAGUUUGACAACUUGAUCAAUUUAAGAUCCCUAUGUUUGGAAGGCUUUGAAAUACCAAAUAUAGACACAAGAAUGUUCAAGCCUCUGAGCAAAUUAGAUUAUAUAUACUUCAAGAAAUUUCAGUACUGUGGCUAUGCACCUCAUGUCCGCAGCUGCAAACCCAACACAGACGGGAUAUCUUCAUUUGAAGACCUACUAGCAAAUACCAUCCUUCGAGUGUUUGUUUGGGUUGUUUCUGCAGUGACUUGUUUUGGAAACCUCUUUGUUAUCUGCACGAGGCCCUACAUCAGAUCGGAAAACAAGCUUCAUGCCACAUCAAUUAUGUCCCUCUGCUGUGCAGACUGCCUUAUGGGAAUAUACUUAUUUGUGAUUGGAGCCUAUGACCUGAAGUAUCGAGGUGAAUACAACAGACAUGCUCACAGCUGGAUGGAUAGCGUACAGUGCCAGAUCAUAGGCUCUUUAGCCAUGCUUUCCACUGAGGUAUCAGUGCUUCUUUUGACUUACCUGACACUGGAAAAGUAUAUCUGCAUAGUCUAUCCAUUUAAAUGCCUGGCUCCAGGAAAGUGCAGGACAGUUUCUCUUCUGACUAUCAUCUGGAUUGUGGGAUUUAUGAUUGCUUUCAUCCCUCUGGUCAGCAAGGAACUUUUCAAGAAUUACUAUGGAAGGAAUGGGGUUUGCUUCCCUCUUCACUCAGAACAUACUGAAACUUUUGUAGUCCAAGUAUAUUCUGUUGUGAUAUUUCUUGGUCUGAACUUGAUGGCAUUCAUAAUUAUAGUAUUUUCAUAUGCAAGCAUGUUCUACAGCAUACAUCAGACUGGAGUUAUGACCAAGGAAUUCAGCAGCCAUCUUAAAAAUGAAGUGACACUAGCCAAACGCUUUUUCUUCAUUGUGUUCACAGACGCUCUUUGCUGGAUACCGAUUUUUGUACUAAAAGUCCUGUCACUUCUUGAAGUGGAGAUACCAGGAACAAUCAGCUCUUGGGUAGUUAUUUUCAUACUUCCAAUCAACAGCGCUCUCAAUCCCAUUCUGUAUACUUUAACCACAAGACCAUUCAAGGAGUUGAUUCACCGUAUUUGGCAAAAUUACAACCAGAGAAGGUCCAGCACAACUACCAACAGUCAAAAGAACUACACGCCAUCAUUUAUAUGGGUAGAAAUGUGGCCAACACAAGAUACAACAAUAUCACAAAUAGAAACAACCCAUGAAAUUGUAAUGACUACAUCAAACAUAUACUCUAAUGGUAGUCUGUCCCGACAGAAUUCUUGAUCAUAAAAAUGAGUCAGUACUAGGACUAUAAACUUUUGCACAAUUUAGCCAAGUAGGCCUUUUGUGAAAUGAAAGAAUUUAUACCUGUAGCAGCUGUGCUGUAUCAAGAAUCACCAUAAUAUGUUCCCUUAUAUGAAGGAUUGUGCCUGAUACCCUGAUACAACAGGUGUAGAUAAAGGUAAUUCUGAAUAGUACCUUGUUACAAGCCCUGAACAGUGAAUCUUGCACCAGUAUUGCAUGGUCCUUGAAGUGAGGCUUUGACUUCUCUAAUGCAGUGACAGUAUUGAAAGGGGGACUGAGUUUGUCUCAGUCAGUAAGGACUUCAGCCAAACCCUGAACUUGCUCUUCAGGCAUAACCAUUCCACUGACUGCAUAUUUUUCUGAAGCCACUUUGUCAUGUACAGCUUAGUAUGCAAAUGACUUCCAUUUACGUGAAAGAAGAUGUUAUGUUCAUAUCGUCAAAACAAUUUGUUUGGGGGGGGGGCAAGUUGCUGAAUAUUUACCAUGGUCUGCUAUAGCUGAUUGUGUCAAUUUAGUUUCUGUUUUUGCUCUCAUAGACUCAUGAUCCUUAUGGACUUUGUGUAUUCUUAGUUGCCAUGUGAGGUGCCAUAGCUCCCAUAAAUGUCCACUAGCUAUAAUAUAUGUAAGAAAUACCGGUUUGGUGGUGGUUUUAGUGGCAGGCCUGUGCAAAGGAAAUAUGAAGCUGAAAUCAUUGCAAAUGUAUCUAUAUAGAACUGGAACUUAUCUGUAUGAUUAUAAAAAAGCAGUUAAUAUGGGUUUUUACACUUCAAAUGUUCAUUACUAUGACCAUGGAGGUUCAAAAUACAUCACUGAUUUUGAAGGAACUAUAGAAAUGUAGCAUAAAGUCCACUGUAUCAGUCAUAUUCAUUGUUUACAUCUUCUCUAGGAUACCUCAGAAUGAAAUGAAUGUUAGCUGUGUCUUUUUAAAUACUGCGGUUUAUACACCAUAUUUCUAAAAAAAAAAUAAAGUGACUUCUGUACUUUA